Lymnaea stagnalis (great pond snail) is the source of this 27300-nucleotide messenger RNA. The record is from the annotation of a GenBank genome assembly. Lineage: Eukaryota; Metazoa; Mollusca; Gastropoda; Lymnaeidae.
CAGUCCCAUUAAACAGACUUGCUGCAUCGAUUAAAACAAGUAUUAGUGGCAGUGCCGUUUCUACAACAUGGUCAACACAUUACAUUGGAUUACCUUAAUGCAACACAGGUUUACAGGACGGUAAGAAAACUUAUAUUUGGUUGCUUUUUUAGACAAGGAACAUAAUAAAAUGUCCGUUUCAUUAACGCAUUGUCCUGAUUGAGCGGCACUAUAAACAAAAUAUCACCACGUUAAAAAAAUAAUAAAAUGAACACGAUUACUCUGUGCAUGAUUAGAUUGAGUGCAUUUGAUGUUUUCAAAAACCUAUUUCAGCGCUGUCUCACACUUGCACAAAGGUUAACAAAAGUUAUUGUCGCUUUAUGAAAUAAUAAACCUUUGCAUUAUUUAGUUUUAAAAUAGAAAAUAAUAUCAUUUUUAGUGAGGAAAAAAAAUAACUAAAAAGGGUAGAAGUCAAAUUAUUUACAAAGUUGGCUUAAGCAAGUCUGUAGAGUAUAAUUGACCUAUGUGUUGUAGAGUAUAAUUGAUCUAUGUGUUUGUGUUAACUGUGCAGAAGAAGGGGACACGCGGCUCGCAUGUUGUGAAUACGAUAAUGAGCACCACUGAUGCCCUGUCUUAUAACACAAUAAUGAGCACCACUUAUGCCCUGUCUUAUAACACAAUAAUGAGCACCAUUGAUGCCCUGUCUUAUAACACGAUAAUGAGCAACACUGAUGCCCUGUCUUAUAACACGAUAAUGAGCACCAGUGAUGCCCUGUCUUAUAACACAAUAAUGAGCACCACUGAUGACCUGUCUUAUAACACGAUGAUGAGCACCACUGAUGCCCUGUCUUAUAACACAAUAAUGAGCACCACUGAUGCCCUGUCUUAUAGCUUGGCACAAAACUAUCAUAAAUGCACAUAAUAAAUCAUGCAUUUGAAUUCAGUUCCAUUAGCAUGAUAACUGAUUUUUGAUAUCUAAUUGACGAUUAUGAUGUGUAGGAUGUCAAGUAGUUCGACUUAUAAAACUUCACACAUUCACUCAAAGAUAUAAAUCAUGCAAUAAUGUAAUACCAUUCUAGAGAUUUUAUUCGUAAUAUUGAUUAUUCAUACAAUUUAUUACGUGGAAUAUAGUUUGUAUAGCCAGGAGAAUCAAUUCACUUAACAUCUCUAUUUUGUCUUAACUUACUCAUCCCAAAAUAAAGCCUAUAAAAUGGAUACGCUGGUCAGAAGCAGCACAUUCGUCCACGAUGACCACGAAGCCUACGAGGAAUUCGCCAGGGCAGUGCGAAGCUGGUCAUACAAUGACGACAAUGAGAGCAGAGGUGUGCAAGACAUUUGUAAGAUACUCGAUGCAUUGGAGGAGAAACUGACCGCCUCGACAAAACCCGAGUACAAAACCAGAGGCUGGGACCAGGCUCAGUUUAUGUUGAAGGAGUUGCUCAGUGUUGGCGGGUAUGGGAUCUGUUAGCGUAUUGUGCACAUGAAUGCCUCGUUGUCGGACUCUAUCUUUUAAGGUAAAGUCAAUUUAUCUGCGCGACGAGGCACCAUGAAUACCCCGAGGUAGAUGGUAAAAUAUUGAGCAUUAUUUCUUUAAUAAAAAAAAUAAAUAAAUCUUUACUAUCACCAUAAAAGAAAUUUCAAAGAAACAACAAACGAAAGAGCACAACAAUAUCAACAUAUAUUAUAUAAAUCAUAUCAACGAAAUUAGCGGUUACUUAACUUACAGUAACUUACGGCCAAUCAACAACUUAAUUAUCGAUUGGGAAAACAUUUAGUCAAUUGAAAGUGCCCAACAUGUCAUCUCUGUGGCAGACACAUAUUCUUAGAACGGGCGAGAACUUACGUAACAAAACCAGAAACAACGAAAUAUGGGCGGCAAAAGGAAUUAGAGUCUAACUCAACCCUUAGUGGUCGCCCAUUAAUUACGUCAACAAUUUUUACCCCCUCCCCUCUGUCAAACUUUCGAUGACCCCCUUAUUUAAUUAUGUCAACAUUUUAUAACCCCACCCCCUAAAAAAAUGAAUAAUAGUAUAAAUAAAUUCAUAAAUACAUUUUACUUUGUGCUGAUCUAUUUAAAUGAAACAUACAAUUUUAGGGCAGCAUUUAAUCCUAUGUUUAGCUUGUUAAUCAACAAGUUAAAAAGUUUUUAUACUUAAAUUUUAUAAUUCAGAAUCAAUUAAAAGGUUGUUACUUGUGCCUUUUUACCCCGUCUGGGGCAUAGGCCGUCUACAAGAACUUUCCACUCCUCAUGGUCCUGUGCUUUCCUUUCCAAUUGCUUACAGGUGUAUCCCAUAUUUUGUGUGUCAGCCUCUAGCUCGCGUCUCCAUGUAUUCUUAGGCCUUCCUCUCUUUCUUUUUCCCUGUGGGUUCCAUGUUAGGCCUUGUCUGGUGGUGCUAUCUGGGGGUUUUCGGAGCGUAUGCCAUAUCCAUCUCCACCUCUUCUUCAUGAUAUCUUCAUCAAUGGGCACCUGGUGUGUCCUUUCUAUUAGAUCUUUGUUAUUGAUAGUAUUAGGCCAUUUGAUGUUCAGGGUCUUUCUAAGGCAUGUGUUUAAGAAUGUCAGCACUUUCUGCAUAAGGCUCACUGUUUUUUUCCAAGUUUCUGCACCAUAUAGUAGAACUGUUUUGGCAUUUGUAUUAAAGAUUCUGACUUUGGUUUGCAUUUUCAGCUACUUCUUUCAGUAUUAGUUGUAUCCAUCUUGUUUCCCAGAUGCCAAGCAGUGUACGUUUGUAAGAUCUCAUUUCUGCUGCCACCUGCGCUGCUUUCCCUGCUUCAUACAUGGUUCUGACGUUCCACGUGCCUAUGUUUGUUUCCUUAGAAAGAGAGGGUCUUCGGCUUGGAGGCUUCCAGUAUAGCCUGGGUUUGGCCACAAGGCUUCAUAACUGAAAUUUGUUUUUUUUUUCUUGUUGACGUUUCUGUAGCAAUUUGUUUUUACGGGUGAGGUAGCUGGCCUCACGCCAACCCUCCUCCUAGCUGGCCUCACGCCACCUCCUCCUAGCUGGCCUCACGCCACCUCCUCCUAGCUGGCCUCACGCCACCCUCCUCCUAGCUGGCCUCACGCCACCUCCUCCUAGCUGGCCUCACGCCACCUCCUCCUAGCUGGCCUCACGCCACCCUCCUCCUAGCUGGCCUCACGCCCCCUCCUCCUAGCUGGCCUCACGCCACCUCCUCCUAGCUGGCCUCACGCCACCCUCCUCCUAGCUGGCCUCACGCCACCCUCCUCCUAGCUGGCCUCACGCCAAUCCUCCUCCUUUUGCACCCGGGCUUGGGACCGGCCUUGGUGGAGGUAAAAGAUUGUUAUGGACUAAAUAUCAUUUUUUGUGGAAGUAUAAAUAUGUUUAUUGUCAGUAUAGCUGACAAUUAUAGUAUAGUUUCUAACUGUUAUUAUCUUCACAUGGAGUUGCCCGGUGAUUCUGUAUCGUAACAAUGGGCAUCAGGAACAUCAUUUGGGUAGGGCAGGAGGUCAUUUGCCCCCUAAAUUGCUAAGUACUGUGGCGCCUCUAGGAAUAAACAACUUAAUAAGCCGACCAAGUUUUGGUUUUGCCCCUCCCCCCUCCUUUCACCUGAAAAAAAAAUUAAAUGACGCCCCUGAUGGGCAUAGUCUAUAGUAUCUGAUUUAUCAUUUUCAUCUUGUAGAACUGAUAUACCAGACCAGUCAAAUUCAUCCAUAUCUAACCAUUCAGCACUUAAAAUAGAAGUACUGUCGGUGUGAGCAAUAAUUGCCAUAAGCUCUCUCUCUCUCUCUCUCUCUGUCUUUGAGUUGGUUUAGUUGUUAUUGAACACCGAUGAUUUGAGGUUUUUUUUAAAAAUUGAACACCGUGUAUAAUGAUGUGUUAAUCAUUCUAGGGAAUGGAUUAAGAAAAAAAAUUACAGGUGAAGAGAUGAAACAUAGGAGCCAGAAUGAUCAAUUAAUUGAUCGUGGGCCCUCAAAAUAUAGAAGAAGAAGACUUUUGACUUCUCUUGCACCAACAAAUUGUGCUAACAUUGAGACCAACCAUCCGCAGUGCACAGAGCGACACACGUUUAAUAACUCUUAUAUUGUUAAAAGCCUAAACAUAUAUGACUAUUUACAUUCAUUAAAUUGUUUAAAAUAAUGUAAGAACCAGUCAAUUUUUAAGAUUAACAUUUUAAUAGAAAAAAAAAACAUGAUUGUUGACGUCAACUAAUCUAACAACUCUUAUAUUGUUAAAAGCCUAAAAAAAUAUGAAUAUUUACAUUUAUUAUAUUGUUUAAAAUAAUGUAAGAACCAGUCCAUUUUUAAGAUUAACAUUUUAAUAGAAAAAAAAAACAUGAUUGUUGACGUCAACUAAUCUAACACCCCCCCCCCCACCCCCCACCCAAAUCCCAUUGUCAACAACUGUCAAAUAUUUCCACCACCCCUCCCCUCCCUAUUUUAUUGACGUAAUUAAUAGACACCCCCUUACCCCACAACAUCCACAAUCCACGUCCUACUUAAAAUAGUCAUUCAGUAAAUAUUUUGUGGUAGUAUUCAUUUAGCUAAACGCAGUUGAUGGUGAUCUCCCUUGGCAAAUUACAAGAUUAGUCUGACACUCUGAUUUGCGGAGAUCCACACCCAAAGAUUUUGAUAUUUUCAUAGCAAUUAGCACUGAUUGUGUGUGCGAGUGUGUGUUGAGGUGGUGGUGGGGAAAUCGGGGUUGGGGGGGGGGUAGUUGAUUCUUUUCUAAUUCCACGCAUCUCCACUGGUGUAGUUAAAGACUCAACUGGAGUAAAAAAAAACGGCUGUCUUUACCAGCUAGGCCGGCCGGGCUUUGCUGCCCUUGUCAAUGUCCCUGUUUGAAUGUUUCCAGAUUCCCCAGCAUAGUGAGCAAGAUUUAAGGAAACAGGCCACACAAAAACUUCCUAAAAUACUUGACCUAACCAGAGGAGUACUGAGGACAUGUGGCAACAACGCCAAGAAAUAAAACGGCGCCCCUGUUAACCAUGAGAAACCUAUUCUCUUAUUUAAUUAACAUUGAUAGAAAAAAAUAAUAAUUUAAAUCAAGGCUAACAAAGAUGGCUCGUAGAAAAUCUAUUCUUUAUUGAAGCGUUAAUGAAAAAAAUAUCCUAUAUGUCAGUAAACACACUAGCGCACAUGCAAAUAUAACAUUCAUUACCUAUUACAAUUUGACUUAGCGUAUGAGAACUGAUCGAUGAGCAUAUCAAAUUUAAUUUUUAGUUUCUUACCGUUAUGUAAGUAAAAUGUGCGACAUUCAAUGAACUUAAGCGAACGUGCAAAUAAAAGGAGAUAACUAUUUUUCUUUUACAGUCAGGGUCGCAGGGUUAUAUUUAUAUUGAUGAAAGGGAUGAUACAAAUGAGCGACAUGAACUACACCCUACAAUAACAUCGAUUAAGAAAUGGGUCCCGUCGUUUUAAUAAUAUUUGUUUGUUUUGUUUAUUCAGUAGUUGAAACACAUACCGGUACGCCGGUAGCCCAAUUAAUAAUUAACAGUAACAGCUAAAUUUACGAUUAAUACAGCGGUUCUCAACCUGUGAGUCGCGACACAGGGGUCACCUAAGACCAUCGGAAAACACAUAUUUAUGAAGUAGCAAAAUGAAAAUAAUUUUAUGUUUGGGGGUCACCACAACAUGAAGAACCAUAUUAAAGGGUUGCGGCAUUAGGAAGGUUGAGAACCGCUGGGCUAAUAGAUAAUUUACUCAAAUUUCCAGAAGUCUUGUGAGAGAUAAUGCAGUUGUGAUCAAAGAUAUGAGGGCGGCAUUUAACUCAUUUUUUGUGCGACUCCUCGACAACAAAUUCAACACACUUCAUUUCGAUAUUGCCUUCAAAUGCAUAGAAGACCAUGACCUCGGCCUCAAAGACUUCAUACAGGUAGGCCCAUACUUUCUGUUUUGUGAGACAUUCUCGUGUGGACCUUCCAAAAUCACUUGAUAAAUAGGAGAAUUGUAAACACUGGCUCUUUUUGUGGCCCUUUCGUCAGUCGAUGCUCAAAAAUAAUAUUUAAUUUCAAUCCACCCAUCUGAACUAAUCGCGUUGUUGUCAUUUGCUCACGUCAGUCAAGUAGAGCCUGGCUUGCGAGAAGAACUGAUAGAUUGCAGUUAGACUUAACGUUUAUGCUAAAAAGUGUAUUAAGUAUUAAUUAUUAAAUACCGGUAUAGUCAAGCUUAAUAUCUGGGUAACUUAAAAAAUGCUGAUAGCAAUUAACUAGCAAUAAAAAGAAACAACUUAUUUUGGAAAUGCCUCUUUCGUGACAAGCUGGCGAUCUCAUUCAAACAGUGGGGUGGUUUUACCUGGAUCGUUCCGGGCUAGAAGCCUGGUCCCGGUCAUUUUGAACUUUUUGCCCUGGUUUCAAUAUUAUUUGAUAAAAUUACCGUAUCCUUUCUGUGUUAGUUAGUCUCGGAUACAUUGCUAAUAUCAGAACUUAAUUGGUAUCAAAUUCAAAAUUAACUAAACUAACAUUUGUAUAUAGACUAUAGACUGUCAAGUUCUAAGACUUUAUACAUAUCGUACGAUUGUUUAUAAAUAAGUUAAAGUGUAAAUUUGAUGCCUCUUUGAAAUGAGAGGCCUGUGCCAAAUGCUCCACGGAAACCUAUGACACCACCUCACUAUGAGAAGAAGUAAUAGGCUAGAGUUUACAGUCACUAACCGUCUCAUGCUAUUAUAAAGUCCACAUAACUUAGCUAUUAAAACAGGGCUUGCCUCCUGCAGGAACGCGCAUGGAUGGUAACGACAUCCUGCACUUUUAAAAAUUAUUUUUUUAAUUUUUUUUCCCUUGAUGGUGGUGGUUUCAGGGGAGGGGAGAGGGCGAGAAAUAUGAGAAAUAAAAUUAAAUACAUAUUAUAUUUAUUUCCGGAUGGAGUAAAAAAUUCUAAGAUAAUUCAAUGUCUAUUUAUACUCACUUUAAGAAAAAAAUCACUGCAUUGCACGUUAUUUAAAACUAUUUUUUUUAAAAAAUAGAAUAAUUAAUUAAUUUUAAAAGAUAAAAAAAAGCUGGCCUUUAAUAACUUUAUAUGCGAGUAGAAUCUUUAUCUUUAUACUUUAUUUCCUAAUUAGGCACUACCACAAAAUUGCGAAAUUUUUGUAUUUAGUCUAGGGAGGCCUAAUUAUUCUCUUUACAAUUAAAAGUUAAAGACUUUCUUAUUUUUAAAACAAAAAGGAAUUUGACAAGCUGAAACUGGAAAAGUUGCUGUUGGUGGUUUGCAAGGAUCUAAAAGAAGAAGAUUGUGUUGAAGGCAGGAAUUUUGGUGAUACAUACUUACAGUUUGUGAGGAAGCUGUUAAAGGAGACUUUAAGGUAAAAAAUUACUAAUCUAAUAAAUAAUAAUUAACUAAUUAAUAAUAUAAAUAUUUAAAUUACUAUUAAUAUUUCUAUAAAAUUAAUACAUUUAAUUCCCUACUUAUACCAGGGACCAGGGUUAAAAUAAUACAUAUUUGAAUUUGAUAAUCCAAAAAAUAACAAUAACAGCAGGACCUCCAGCCUCAUGCUUUUUGUUUUGGCAGUGUUUCAAACAGAAAUUUUUAAAAUUAUUUUAAUAAAAAAAUGGGAAUCUUAGUGGAAAUUUUACACUUACACAGAAAUAUAAAAAAUUCUUAUUUUAUAUUUCCUAUUCCUGUCACUUUGCAAAGGAUAUAUUGUUUGUUUUUUCAGCUUAUCUCAAGUUGAAGAUGCCUUUAGUACACUGUUGGACUUUGCUGUACAUCUGUACCUUGGGUGUUUACAAGUACAAGAGGAUGUUUACAAUAGACUUGUUGACACUGGGAAAGUUGUAAUGGAAUGUUUGAAAAAUCCAUUCUCAGUAAGGACAUUGAAUAUUAGACUAUUAAGUAUUAGGAUUAAAUCGUUGUAUUUUUUAUGAUUGUUUUAUCUAUGUCUAUGUUUAUGGUGUAAUUGACUUGGCUUUAAAGUAAAAUUUAUUAAGUCUUAAGUACUCCUUCACAAAACUAAUUUUACUUGUUAGCUUUUAUUCUUAGUCAUAUUUAUGAUAUUAUCAGUGUUUUCUGUAGAGCAUAAUUUGAGUUGACAAACCUUUUAAGUGAUUAAUGUUAAGGCUAAGGCUUCAGUGGAUUUGAAAAUGUGAACAAAUUAUUUUUUUCAAAUUCACAAUCUAAAAUAUUUGAUCUUGAGGCAAUCAUAAACUCCACUAGACUACAAACUGGGAUCAUACACAUCAACAGACUGAGUAAGAUCAAUUUUUUCAAUAGUUUACUGUUUACCAUCUAAGAUCGCCAGUUUCCUCGGACUAUCAGUCAGGGACUAUGGCUUCAACAGACUAAUAACUGGGAUUCUUGGCUUCAAAAAAAUUAAAUUCUGGGAUCAAUGGCUUCAAAAGACAAAAAAAAUUGGGUCAAUGGCUUUGAAUAUUUAUUGAGGUCAAUGGGAAAAAAUGUCUGAAGCAAUCAUUGAUAUCAUUAAAAAAUUAAAAAACAAAAAACCAACACAUUUUAAACAUUAAAGAAACAUCAAUAUUACCAAACACAAGUUAAAUUGAUAUUGGUAGAUGUGUAAAAAAGCCAUCCUAGUUUGAUGAAAUUUAUCUAUAAUUUACCAUAAUGCAUUUAUCAUUUAGUAUCUUAAUGAUUAAAACCGUAGUGUUACUGAGACAUAAGACCCUGUCUAAACAGGAUAAAUUUAUAAAUUGUUGCUUAAAAAGUUUAUGGUUUCCACUAAUAUACUCCGGUUUUUGAAGUCUUUGCCUUAGUACUUGAUCUAUUCAUAUACUAAUGGUUAUUAAAGUAUGACCGCAUGAAAAAGUGGACAGAUUAACUUAAUUAAGCAGCAUUUUAAAGAUAUUAUAGAAAACAUGGUACCAGUUUCUGAUUCUGAUAGACUACGUUGCUGCAACCAAGUACUGGCAUAUGUGUAACAGUUUGGGAAAUGAUGUGGCUAUUCUAACCGCUCCUAUCGGGUGCCAGGGCAGCCUUGAAACUCUCGAUUGAUGAAUAGUCCACGGCGGCAUUGUCCAGUUGGUCCCAAGAAAUUAUUGUUCGUGGGGAGAAUGAUUGUUUAUAUUGAACUGUGUUACACCGAGGCACAGUGAAGCAUUUAUCAUUGUUCCGGAUGUAACGGCUCAUGGAGUUGUCAGAGGUGAAGUCAGUGUUUAUUGAGCAUUUGGCUCUAAUUAAGCGACCUGGCUUUUGCAGGGUUAGAUACAUGUUAGCUGAAUUGGCCGGCACCAGCCCCGUGACCACUUUAUAGAGAAAUGUUAGACGGAGCAUUUCGCAUCUGUCUUUGAGGGAGGGGAUGUCAAAUCUUUUUAAAAGGUCAGUGACGAAGCCAGGAGUGGUGGAUUAGUAGUCACUUGCGAUGAAGCGCACUGCAUUGCAUUGUAUUCGCACCAUUUUGUCCAUGUCUUGCUUUAGGUAUGGGUUCCAGAUUAUCGCACCAUAUUCUAGUAGAGGACGGACGAGUGGGAAAUAGGCAUUUCAUUUGCAGGAUGUUGGGCAGUGGCGCAGAUUUCUUCGAAUGAAACCCGUAGAUAGAGGAUUAUUGUCAUCAAGAAUUCAUAACACCAGAUUCAUGUUAUUCAGUGAAAAUAUCUUUUUUUAUACUUCCUAGAUUGUGUAAAUAUUAUUUUUUGGUAAAAUAAGCAUUCAUUACUUUGGUAUUGGAUUUAUAAAGAUGAAGAUCACCAGAUAAUUUAUUUUAUUGCAGCACUACAGUGACUUGGAGAAAAUCAAAUCCUACAUUAGAAAAUGCUCUGUCGUAUUUAAAGAUCCUAAAUUUGCUCCUCAUAAAUCAGCUGCGAGAUAUAGCAAAGAAUUAAUGGGGAAAAUGAUGGAAGCGUUAGGGUAUGAAUGAUUUUAAUUCUGAUAGUUUUAUUAGUCAAAACAUUUGCCAUAGUAUUAUUUUAGAUCAUUUGAAACAAUUUCUUAUAAUUAUCAUCUCAUAUUGUAAUGUUUUAAAGAUAUUUUAUAAAAUCACAUUUUUUUUUGAUGGAAACUUUUUGUACUCAUAAAUCUGCUUUUAUUGAGAUGAUGAUACCUCAGUUAAAUUCAAAUUACUUAAUCGAUUCAUGUCAAACAUGUAAAGCAUUUUAAUUUCUCAGAAAUACAGAUUUUUGGGUCUUUCUUUAAAUAUUAGCUAAUUCAGUGGAAAGUUUUAAAAUAUUUAGAUGUUUGUGAUACUACAAUCAAUUGUAUGUUUCAUUUUUAUUUCAGAAAGCGUAAUUUGUUGGAAGAUCUUUAUGCUGAUGCAUUUGAUUUGGUUGUUGCUGUUACAAAAUGUUCUUAUAAAGAAGAAGGGGAGGAAUACAUUUAUGAUUUACUAAGUGCGGUUACAAAUUUCUUCAGAUAUACACAAGCUGAAGGCAAACCAUUUUCGGUUAGUUUAUGUGGGAAAUGCUUAAUUAAAAAAAAAGUUUCUAAGUGUAUAUUAGUGUAAUGUGUAAUACAAAUUACAUAUAAAACAAACAGGGCAGCUCCAAACAAAUUGUUUAAAUAAAGAAUGAUUUUUGUUGUUGUUUUAAGAGAAACAUUAAAAAUAAAUUCAUUAGUACAGGUAACAAUUAAUAUAUGGAUCAGAGCAAAAACAAAAAAAAAAAGUUGAAAACCAUGACUUUUAAGAAUAUUGAGUCAGAUGUCAGGCUUUCUCUAACAUCAAAUAAAGGUUUCAUGGAUGCAUUAAAAACCAAGCAAUAACUUCUAUAUAACCUUACAAAAAUUUCAUAUAUUAAUUAUCAUAAUGGAUUCAACAUUUUUAUAAUCAAGUCAUAUCUUGAGCUGUUGUGGCAAGCAUGAAGUCAAAUACUUUGCAGUUUAUUUGGCAGGUAAAGCUGUGCAUCAUAAUAUUGCUCUUUUUUUUGGUGGAAAAUCAGAACCUAGAAAAAUGUUCAGUUUGAUGUGUUGAAACAAACUGAAAUACUUCCAUCCAUCCAUCCUUGCAGCACAACAGCCCAUGUAGGGCUUUGGCCUGACUCACCGCUUCCUUCUUCUCAGACCUAACUAAUGCUUUUCUUUUCCAUGCUUGGAUUCCCAGCUGCUGUAGAUCUUUUUUCCACAUCAUCCAUCCAUCUAAGCUCAGGUCUGCAUUUAAGCCGUUUUCUUCUAGGGUUUUGGUGGUGCACCCUCUUCACCCCUCUGUCAUUUAGCAUUCUUUCUAAGUGUCCCACCUAGUGCAGCCUUCCCUUUUUUACUUCUGCUAUUAGGGUGGGAUCCUAAUAUAGACUAUACAAUUAAUGGUUGAUUAGAAGUCUACAUCCAUAUUUAUCCUUCUUUGGGCCAUAUAUUUUCUGGAAAAAAUUUCUUUCCCAUGUGCCUACUAGGUUUUCUGCCAUUUUUUUAGGGUCCAAGUUUCACUUGCAUAUUUUACAACUGGUAUUAUAUAUAGUUUUCUUUGUUUUUCUUGCAUUGUUUUUACUUUUGAGUAUUUUCUGACACUGAAGUAUGUAUGCCCUGUUUCCAGCAGAUAUUCAUUCUUUUAUUUCUGUUAGUAAUUAAUUUCUUUCUUUUAAUAAAGAUCCUAGUUAUUUAAAUUGAUUUACUCUUUCAAAAAUGUUGUUUCUAAUUUUAGUGGUUUCAUCUGUCUGUUCUUCUCUUAACAUAGUCAUGUAUUUUGUUUUUUUGGUUGUUAACUUCCAGCUCUGCUUGUAAAGAUGCAUCUUCUAAGUCAAUAAAGGCUUUUAAUAUGACAAUACUUUUCCCUUUAAGUGCUACAUCAUCAGCAUAUGCAAGAUACUGAAGGGGCUGGUUUUAGAGUGUCUAUUGGUUGUGGGUCUUGGGUUUCUCUCAGAAAGUAUCCCGUUAUCGUUCCUCUGGUGUCAAUAUGUAAAUUUCUUUUAACGAUCACUAAUGUUAGAUUGAAUAGCAUACCAAAAGGUGAGUUUCCUAUUAGGCCUCAUCUAAUCUGACAUUCUCUUGAAUAUUCUCCUUGAACCUUGAUUUUGCUUUUUGAGUUGCUUAAUGUUACAUGUAUAAGUCUUGUCAGUAUUUUGGAUAUGCCAAACUCCUUCAGAGUAUCAUGUUUUAUUUUGAUGCUGUCAUGGGCUGUUUUAUGGUCCACAUAGAGUUGAUGUACUGGGAUAUUAAAUUUGUAAUAUUUCUCUAAUAGGUAUGUGAUGGUGAAAAUCUGCUCAGUAGUUGAUCUGUUUUGUCUGAAUCCACAUUGGUAGUCACCUAGUAUUUGUUCAGUGUACGGUUGUAGUCUUUUUGGUUAAUUUUUUCAGUAUUUUGUAUAUAACAUUUAAUAGGGAAAUUCCUCUGUAGUUUGUGCCUUGAAGUUUAUAACCUUUCUUGUGUAUUUGGGUUAUUAGUGCUGUGUCGCAAUCUGUUGGAAUUUUCUUUUCAUGCCAAAUUUAAGUUAUAAGUUUAUGUGUCUGAGUGUGUAGUUCUCUUCCUCCAUAUUUAAUAAGUUCCGCUGUGAGGAGGUCUUCUCCAGGGGCUUUAUGAUUUUUGCAUAGAAUUGAUUACCUCUGUAGUUUCUUUCAAAGUUUGGGAGUUUAUUAAAGGGUCUUAUCCUCCAUGUGGUAGUUGAUCAUCUACAUCGUGUCCAUUAUCUGCAUUUAUUAUGCACUCAAAAUAUUCAGCCCACCUCUCCAGUACUUAACUAUUUUCCAUAAUUAAUUCUCCAUCAUGGCUCUCACACAAUAUUUGAGGUCUGGCUUGGUAUUCAUUCAUUUCAUCAUGGACAUUCCUCUAAUAUUUCCCUCUCUUGCUAAGUCUUCUAUUUCUUUAAGUUUACUUUUCCCAUUCCCUUUUUUUUAAUUCUUACACAUUUUGGUGGCUUUCCUUCUUGCAACCUUGUAUGUUUGUCUUGUCUUUCUAGUUUCCCUUUGUAUCAUGGUCAUUCGUGCCUUGUUCCUUUCUUCGAAAGUCUCUCUGCAUUCAAUUUAAUACCAGCAUACUCUACUUCUUUAGUUUGCUCAAAUCCUACUACUUUUUCUGCUGAUCUUUUUUAUAGCAUUUUUAUCAUAUCCCACUGUUCAUUUAUGUUGUAUUACCUGUUUACUUCCUCCUGUGAUAUUUCUAUUAUUGAUUCCACUUCAUUGUGGUUGGUUAGUGGUUCUGUUGAAGUUUUUGGUAAUCAUAUCGCUUUUCUCUUUGAUUUCAGCCAUUGUGAAUUAAGCUUAUUCUAUGCUUAUAUUUAACCUUUACAAGUAGAUGGCCAGGGUCUGCAUCUGCUCCUCGAUAGAUUCUUAUGUCUAGUAUGUAUGAUCCAUGUCUACGAUCAAUUAGAACAUGGUCAGUUUGGUUGUGAGUGAAUCCAUCUGUUGUGUUCCAGGUAACUUUAUGUAUAUUUUUGUGUGGAAACAUGAUGCUGCUAACUGUUAUCUCUUUUCUUGAAGCAAAGUCAAUGAGUCAGAUCCCAUUGUCAUUGAAUUCUUCAUGUGGACUCUCCUCGCCAAUAGUUGGCAUAAACACUUUUUCUUUCCCUAUUUGGGCAUUGAAGUCGCCAAUUACUAUUUUAAUAUCAUUUUGUGGUGCCUCAUCAUAGAUCUUUUCCAGCGUCUCAUUAGAGGAUUAUUUUAUCUGACCUUCUGUUUCUUUGUUUGGAGCAUGAACAUUUAUAACUGUUGUUUUAAAUAUUUUUCUUCCCACAUGCAAAAUGAAAGAAAAAUGUUUAAUACAACAUUCUCUGGUUUAAAACCUAUGACUGCACUGACAGCUUCUUUCUUCACAGCAAAUCCUGUUCCAAGAGCCAAGAGUGUUAUUUUUGUUGCUGCUAUAAAAUAUUGUGUAGUCUAUUGUCGUGAGGAUGUCUGCAUUUUUCCAUGGAAUUUCUGGCAAUGCAGCUAUAGGGACUUUAUAUUAUGUUUCAUUAGUUGAUCUAUUAGGUUGGCUAAGGCUCCUGCUCUAAACAGGCUUAGUAAAUUCCAAUUCGCAAUCCAAAGAUCAUCAUCUUCUUCUUCUAUAUUUUGAGGGCCCAUGAUCAAUGUAUUGAUCAUUCCUACUCCUAUGUAUCCAUAUCCAUGCAUAGGUCAAUUUUUUUACAUUUCCGGGUUGUUAGUCCUGCACACAACCAUCUGGGGAGCUGCCCCUUACAGCUCUUUAGGUAGCUGCCUUAAUUUUCGGGUAAGUUUCCCUAGCCUUUGUGGAUCCCUCCACUUCCAGUCUGCCCCAGAUAUUUUAUUUCCAGAGUACCCACCAUAUCUGGUUGGCUUUCCCCUAUCUGCCACCUGGGGAGGUGCUCGAUGAAAUAUCAGUGUCAUACUUCAUGCCAAGUUAAAUUAAAUGUGUUUUUAAAAUGAUUGUAUUACCUAUAAAGACUUAAAAGAUUGCUUACUUAAAAUUUUUCUAUACAGAAAAAUGCUGAAACAUUUACCAAUAUUGUAAAGAAAUUCAUCAACGUACUGGAGGGAAUGGAAAUGCGUUUUCUCAUCAAGCCAAGAUUUGUUUAUAUAGUUGUGGAUGAUGCUUUGAAAUUGGUUUACCGAAAGUGAGUAACAAGACGGAAGGGGUGUCUUUGGAAUUAGAAUAAUAUCUUAUCAUUAAUAAAACAUUGUCAUUUCAGAUUUUUACCUAUUAGUCUACAUUAAGGACAACACUAUUAAAAUUUAUGAAAUAAAAAUAAGUUUGUUUUAAUUCUAUUUAUUUAGCUCAUUAAGACAAUUUAAAGAAUGCACUGUUAAGUAUCAUGACAGUUUGACUAUUUCAGUAACAAACAGAUGUCAAGAUCCUGGCUAGAAAUGCUGGUUCCACUAUACAAGCGCCCUUGUGAGAACACAGCAAGAGCAUGUUACACCAUUACAAGUGAAAACAAAAUGUUAAAAUGGAAGGUGCAUGUUAUUAAUUUUAAUUAACCCUUGAAAAGACUCAUUUAUAUAAUAAUUUACCAUUUAUAAUUAUUUAAGGGAAGAUAAAAAAAAAUCUUACUAAUUUAUUUAUAGCAUUUAUUUUAAGAUUUUUAAUCUAUGCAUUUCAUCCUAUCUUCAUAUUGCAUUUACUGGGUAUGUUUUCUUAUGAAUACUUGUAUUAAUUAACCAAUAGCAUUUUUAAAAUCCAUUAUAUAUUUUUUCAUAUCUUAAUGUUCUGUAUUCCAUCAAUUUCUAUUUGGAUGUGUCCAUUCAGGAAAAUGCAGAUUUUGCCGAUCAGAUAUGUGAGUUGGUUGAAUCAUUUCAAGCUCCUGAGAUAGUUGAUGGACUGGGCAAAAAAGAAAAAGAAGAGAUUAAAGAAUUUCUGGAUUAUUAUAAACGAUCACUUGAAUACUUCUUUGAUGGAUUGAAGUAAGUUAACAAAUGUGCCAUGGUGAAUGAGUGUGGCAUGUUUAUAUUUAAGAAAUGUUCUUAGGCAUCACAAUAUAACUAUAAGAUAUAAUUCAACACAUCAUAUAAUUGUAUGAAAAUGAAAAUGCCUUUGUCUUAUAAAAAUAUUUUAUUAUUACUUAAGUUUAUUUAACUUAAUUAGAGAAUUUAUAAUAAUAUUUUAUGACUUUUAUUUUUUUAAUUAAAUAUUUUAUCAUCCCAAAACCACAGUUUUUGCAAUAGACAUACAGUAUUAGAAACAAAGUCUGAGUUUCAAGUUGUAUUUUCAUCAAUUUAAUUUCUCACCUGACCUUAAACUUGAAACUUUAAAAAUUUGUCAAGUCAUAUAUUAAUAGGCCUAAUAUAACUAUAAUUAUUCACUUACAGAAAGGACAAGAUGAUAAAAUCAUACAGCAAAAGAAUGAUGAAACUCAGUCUUAAAUUUAUGGCAACACAACACGAAGUACUCUUCGAACUUGCUGAGGCCAUUGCUGAAAAAACAGAACUAAAUAUAAAGGUUUUAGUCACUGACCACAGUUUUUAAGUCAAAUUUUGUGUGUGUGGAAUUUCAUCAUAGUUAAUCAAUUAUUUAAUUAUUUUAAAAUGGAUAUUUUCCCUAAAAAUGAUUUGUCUAUAAGAUGAAUACAUGUUUUCAUGGAUUUAAAUUGUAAUGUUUCAAGAAAUUGUAUCAUUACUUAAUUAAAAUUCAAAGUUGUUAAUUAUUUGUCAAACAUGUUUGUCUAUUCUUACACUAACACUCACAAAUGAACUAAUUCCAUUAAGUCAAGCCAUUCAUUUAAACUACUAAUACUGCCAUACUCUGAAUGUCUUUAAUUCAAACUAAACACUAUAGCAGCGUCCCUCCUAAAGUUUGGUUACCAAAAUGAAGUCCACCCACUCAAAUAAUUUUCUUGAUUAAAUACUACUGACUUCUGGAUAGAACUACGGUUCAUUUUAACUUUACCCAAUAUUACUCACAUGAUUCUUACUUGUCAUAAGGACAUUAUUCAAUGACGCUCAUGUUAUUCUCUGAGCCAUCAAAUCUCUCUUUACUUGCUAUUUCACCUUUUAAAAGAUUGUAUCAUAUCAAAACCAAAAUUUGUGCCAUCAUUUUAAAAAGUGAACUUCUUAUGAUUCCAUGUUCUCAAGAUCUUAAAUUAGAUGUAUCAUGUGCAUAACUUAAAUUUACAACUUGUAAAAAUUAAUUAAAGAAACUAUAUUUUAAUUAUAAUUGAUUAUUUUCUCAGGAAGAUAAAAAUGACAUGAUUGAAGCAGUCAAAAAGUUUCAUGAACUACUAAAAGAUGAAGAUCGCCCAUGGAUGACAAGCUGGCCCUUACAGAGAGCUGCCAAUGAUUUUCUGAAUACAGCCAUGGAACCAUUUAAGAAAGUUUUAAAAAAAAUUUAAGCAAUCAUAUUAUUUAAACAUUUGAUUCAUGAAAAAUACACAGAAAUUGGCAAAACCAAAGACAAAAAUACAACAAACUAAAAAACUUUAAUAUGAUAAAUUUUAAACUUUCUUUUAUCCAUUGUUUUAAAUUAUUUGGUUAAAAGCUGAUGAAAAGAAAAUGUUAAGAACUUAAGAGUAAAAAUAAUUAUUAAUUUUCAAGACCAAUUAAACUUUAGUGGUUUAUAUUUAUAAAAAAGAAUUGACUGAUCUAUAAAUGAUGAAGUGUGCUGAUAAUAAAUCACUAUAAUUUUACAACUAAAAACAAAAUUGUUAUUUUUCACAGUGUAAAAAAAAACAAAAAAAUAGCACUUUAUAAUUCUUGAAAAACCUAAGUUUGGCACAGAUGUUUUAAGGAAAAAACAAGCGUGCACUUCUUUAAAAAGAAAAGCUUAGAAGAUGCAGGCCUACAAUUUACAUAAUUCAUAUGUAACACAGCUACGUUUCAGAAGAAGCGAAAACUUUCCAAGUUAAAAUUUUAAAAUAAGGGGUUGAAAUUCGUUUCAUUCAAUCAAUAAUUUUCAUUUUAAUUACACAUUUGAAUAAAUUAUUUUAAUAUUUUUUUGCUCUUGCAGAGAUGGUAAAGUUUUCACAGAUGAAGAGUUCAUAGUGUUUACAUCCAUUUGCCAGACGUGUCUCCAGUAUGAUGUUGUUAACCCUGAAACUGGCCAAUUUCCUUCUGGUUAUUUUUCAAUAUUUUUGAAUGUCAUUAAACCUCUUCUCAAUUGGGUAAGAAAUUAAAGAAUUAAGAGGAUUAUGAUAGUAAUCACUGCUGGUCUAUCACUAUAGAACAACCACUAUGCAGCAGUUUAUGCAAUAAACAUUUAUAACCUGUUGAAAAUUAAAUGUUAUUUGUGCUAUGCGGGGUAAAACAUUUUUAAGAGACACAGGCAAUAGUAAAAUAUCUAAAUUGUAGACUAAUGUCACUCUUUUCAUGUAUUUUGACCUUCCUUUAUAUCAUUCCAUGUAAAUAGCUUAGCCAAAUGUUCUUUAGAUGCUGAUAGAUUUGCCAAUUUAAGUACAAUAAUAAUCACAUUCAACUUUAUUUCUAAAAAUGAAAUUAAUCACUUAUCAUGAAUACUAAUAUACAUAUAUCAUGGCAUCCUUCCAUCUUCGCAAGAAAAUGAAGUAGCUAUGUACACUUCAACAAAUGGCUCCCAAGGUCAAUACCAAUAUAUAAAUAUUAAAACAAUAAUAAAAAUAUCACAUUCAUUUUUUUUUCUCUGACCUACUUUCUGUUGAAUGUGGGAAUCUUCCCAUCAAAACUUUCGUUUCUGAAGUAUUCAAAUUAGUUACAAACUUAAUAGGUCCAGGCCUUAAACAAGAUGGAUGUCACAGCUGCCCUGGUCCCAGAUCUAAUCAAAUGUUUGGAUGCAGAUGAUGAGAGUGUUGUUAUGUUGACUGGUGUCUACCUCAACAUGUACGGACAAGCAUCAUCGGGGCAGAAAGUUGUGGCCCCUUACCUCGACAAAAUAAUCACUGUUUAUCUGGAGAAGGAGAAUUCACAACUGUUAAGUAAGUGAAUAAUGAUCAAGCCGUUGAGUAAAGAAUGAUCUGGUUGUAAUUAAUGGUUGUGAGGUGUGAGCUAGUACACACCACUCAUGAUAGAAAUCACUCACUCUAUACAGGGGAAUCUUCUGAGACAGCCGGUUCAUGUCAGCCACAAGCAUAUAAGACGUUUUGCACCUGUCAUUGAUAAUGGCUGUUGUAAAUUCACCCUCUCUCCCUCUCUCUCUCUCUCUCUCUCUAUAUAUAUAUAUAUAUAUAUAUAUAUACAUAUAUAUGUAUAUUUAAUUAAAUAUUUAAGUUUACAGGGAGCAUGAGAAAGAGAUGAUCUUCAUAAUAAUAUCUAUAUUUGUUUCUGCAGUUGCAAUAAAUGAAAUUUAUCCAAGCAAUCCUAAGGCACUAAAAGAUCACUUCAGAGCUCUGAUGCAGCUUUUUGAGGACACUGGUGAACCCACUCUGAUUAUUUAUCUUUGCCAACUUUUCCAGAAGGUUGCCAAAAAACAAGCAGAGGUACAAUGACAUUUUUUCAAACUUCAUUUCUGUUAUGUAUCCAAAUAGUCCCAUUCAGCUUUUAAAUACAUACGUACCGUAUUUAAAAUUUGUAAUGCAUUUUAAGAAAAAGAAAACUAUCACUUAGGACAAUAUUCUGCAAUUAUGUUUUUAUCAAUAAUUGUAUAGCGAUUGUUGAAUGCCUUCAUUGCUAUUCCAGUAAAUACAAUACAGUUUAUUUUGCCUGAGUAGGACUGUAAAUUUAAAUGUAUGUCACAAGAACAGUUCAAAGGUGAACUGCUUUUUACUAAAUUGUUUAGCAAUCAAAAUCUAAUAACUCACUCCUUAUCACAAUGCAGUUUACUUUCAUUCUUUAUACCUGCCACCCUAAAUAAUAGAGUCAGAGAUCAGCUAAACUUCUAAUGCUCUAAUAGAGCAAAUACUUGUUUUUAUAUUUAUUUAUUUAUAUUUUAUGAUGCAAGAACUCACCAUUAGUAGGAUUUUGUGACUCACACAAAUGCAUAAACAUUCCAUUUUAUAAUUUUAGCUUUUCACUGCCAAUGAUAUGGAAAUUUUGCUGACUAAAGCAAGGGAAAGUAUCAAUUCUCAAGUCAUGAUUUUACAAAUUGUACAAGAACUUAGCAAGAGAUGCCCAGAAGACAUGGUUGGUCAUUUGGAUCUUUUACUGGAUCACACAGCAUGGAGUCCCAUGGUCAGCUAUUUCAUCACUGAUAUGUUGGUAUCUUUGGCUUUGUAUCAAAAGGUUAGUGUUUGCAGUGCAGUUUAGUUGGACCAGUUCUUAUAUAUAUUUUUUGUAAAAACAAUAGAUUAAAAUUUUUAUAAAUAUAUUAUCGGGAACUUUUUUAAAAUUAAUGUUCAAUUAUCUGAACAACCAUUAAAAACCCAAAUAAAGAAUUUAAGAAAUUUAAAAAACAACAUAUCUGUUAAUGGGCUUAUUACAAAAAGAUCUAUUGAUAACUCUGUGAACUAAUGAACUUUUUUUAAAUGCUAUUUUACAGGAUGUGGCACCAAAAGUGCUGAACUAUUUGUUUCACAAUGUAAAGACCAGCCAGGACAAAUCUACUCUCCUGACUUCUUUUAAUGCACUGAGACUGAUAUGUUUCAAACACAUGGACUUGAUGAAGCCAAGAAGAGCUGAGCUGGAUGCCAUUAAUAUUACAGAUCCUGAUGCUAUUGGGCUCAAGAAGAUGAUACUUGAUAUGAUUGAUGGGAAGAGGUGAGUGUUUUUGUUUUUUUUGUUUCUCCAUUUAAAAUGAUUAUGUUAUUACUUUUUUAAAAAUAACCAUCAAUAAUAUUUUAUUAUAAGCUUCCCUUAGACAUUAACAAUAUCUUAACAUUCUGUUAAUAGUUAAUUUGUAAAAAAAAUCUUGUCAUUACCGGUAUAUGAUUAGUUAUGAAAUAAAAAUUACCAAUUAUUAAAUCAACUAAAAUUGAUUAACUUCAAAAUAUAAUUUAAUCCUAUACUAUUAAUUAAGUUUAGAAAGAAAACAUUAAUUUUUUAAAAUAUUUAAUGGUUCAUGGAAACUAACAUUUGUCUAACUCAUCACUGUCAAUAUAAAGUAAAAAAGACACAAAAAAAAACUUUCUUUAGUUCUGAAGAUGUGGUGAAAAAUUUGAAAAAACAAGAAGAAGAGCUGGCAAGUUUGGUUGGUAGAGUUAAUGAAACAGAAGAGAUUCUGACUGAAAUCAAAGAGGAUGUUUCUAAGCAGGGAGACCAACUGAACAAUGUGAAGACUGAAGUGAAGGAACAAGGACAACGUUUGGACAAAGUGGAAGUCACAGUGGAAGAAACUGUUGCCAAAGUGGAGGAAAUUGAUCAGAAGGUAUAUGAGAGACAGAAUGGUUAUUAUUAUCACUGGACCUCGUGGCUGACAUAAAACGCUAGAAAAAGAAAGUACUGAUAAUUUCUCACAAACUUCUUAAAAGAAACAUUUUUUUAAUACUAAGAAAAAUUCAAAUGAACUAAACAAACACUGAUGAUUUAAAAAAAAAAAAAAAAUUUUGACACAAAGAUAUGUGAUGUGUUUACUGAAAUGGCUUGUGACCAGAAUACAGCAUCUAUAUAUCUGGUUUGGAUGCUAUCUUAGAUCCUAUCUAAUGAUUAACUUAAGCUGCAUGACCAAUAAAUAACCAUUGGUUAUCAGUGUCAGAUAAAUGCCUCUGGUAGAUGACAGAAUAGAAACUGGUCCAGUGAGAGGGAAGAAUCUGGUUUAAUAGAGCUCUGUGUAGGCUCCCGUAUGGAAAAUCCCAUAUUUGUACAAAGUUGUAAUGUUGAAUAACAAUGUACCUAUUUUUCCAAAGAUCCCAUAUCUUAUAAAGACAGGUUUGGUUGUUUCUUUGACAAUCAGGGUAACAUUGCCAUGUUCUUAAAUAACAAAUGAAACUAAUCUAUAGGCCUAAAAUUCACUGCAUUAAAUUAUUUACCUACAAUAAUUGUAUAAAACUAACUAUAGAGCUAAAGAUUCACCACAUAAAUCUUGUCUGAAACCAACAAAUUAGCUGUAUAUUCAAGUUAAUCAAAUGUGGCCAUUAUUAAAUUUAAUUUUCCCCAGACUUUAAGUCAUGCUCCAUUCUGGGCCAGAGAUGUUUCUAAGCUCCUUAACCCAACUUCUGACCAUGACUGGCGUCUCCUGAGCAAAAGACUCAUGUACAGUAAUGAUGAUAUCAGGGGCUGGGCUCAACAAGCUGACCCCUGCAUGGCUAUGCUGAAUGAAUGGUAAUUUGCAUACUGGUUAAAAAUGAUUUACCAGAAAAAGGAAACAUUAUAUUUUUUAAAAUAAUUUUCUUAUACUAAUUUAUAAGUAGUUUGUGUCAUUAAUUGGUCACUGUUGUGAAAAUGUACAUGUUUUUAUUUGUUUUCUAUCUCACUUUAUUAUCUUAUCAUCCAAUAUCAGGUAUGCCACUCAUAAAACAAGUGAAGCCACACUGUCCAUUUUUAGUCAGCUACAAGAAAUGAACAGAUUAGAUGCAGCAAUUAUUGUGGAAAAUGCCAUGAAAAAUGCUGGUAACAUUAACAAGAUAAUUUAUUUUCUUUCAACAAAAUAAGAAAAUUAAUGAUUCAAAAGGAAAAAUAUCUUUGAAGCUUUAAAAUUUAAUUUUACAAAUGGUACAAUAUAGAAGUUCCAUUUUUCCCCAAAAUUGUCCCCACUUUGCCUGGGUUUAGAAACUUAAUAUUUUAUAAUGUUUACAGUAUCAGCAUCAUUUCCUUUGUUAGAAAAUAUUUCAACCAAUUUAUUUUGAAUGUAGUGAGGUUUAUAAACAAGAAAUUACAAUCAAUAAAAAAUAAAAAUAAUAUUGAAAUAUUGAAUAGUUAAGACACCUGGUCUAAUUAUUUCUUUCAAUAAAUAAUCAUAACACGGGACAUGUCCUGAAGUUGAAACCAUGUCCACAUCCUGUUUAAUUAAGUUGGAAUAUGAGCUAUUCUUUGAACACUCUUCUGCCAAGUCAGCUUUGACUUAAUGAUUAUUCUAAUCAAAUUAUUCUUAUUGUGUUUUUGAUUUUAAUGUUUUAAAAUAUUAUUUGCUUUCAAAGACUUGUUUGAUUUUAUAUAUGUGUGGGUCAAAGUAAAUACCAGUCUUAAGAAAUUAGUUCAAACCAUCUCAAGGAAAUAGUGGAACAGUUUCAUUUCUAGUCUAACCGUAUCUUGUUCCACUAUUUUCUAAAGAAAUUAAUUGCUCAAUUUAUCAUUUCCCAGAGGCUGUUGUUGAGGAUGAAGCCUUUGAAUAUGCCUCCCCACCCCCCAUCUUUUUAAGUUAUCAGUGGGGACACCAGGCUGAGGUCAAACUCUUAAAACAGCAUUUGGAAAUGGCUGGUUACGAAUGCUGGCUGGACAUUGGUCAGAUGGGUGGUGGGGACAAAUUGUUUGAAAAAAUUGACUCUGGGAUUAGAGCAGCCAAAGUAAUCCUCAGCUGUGUAACAAGCAAGUAUUCCAAGUCUCCAAACUGUAACAGAGAGGUGAGUCAAGAGAGUGCAUGUUUGUGAUGCACAUCUGAGUUCAUUUGUCUCUCAUUUAAAAUACAUGCUGCUUCAAUGUUUAUUUUUUUUUUAAAAUUUCAACUGCAGGUAGUGUUUUUUUUAAAAAUGUGUUUUUCCAAAAUAGUUUUCCCUCUCACAAAAUAGGAAAUACAGAUUAUUUAUGUAAAAAUAAUAAAUUUUCAUUAUAAAUGUAAAGCAGGCCUGCACAACAUACUGUACCCACUUUACGGCCCACGAAGUAACGAAAUAUUCUUUAUUCUUAUUAUUUUCUUAAUAGCUUUCCCCCUGACCUAUUUUCUUUUGGCCCGCACAAGUUUUUCAUAAAGUAUUAUGGCCUGCCUUACAUUUUGAGUUGUGCAGGCCUGAUAAAGUUAGUCAAGGUAUAAUUUAAAACCAAGAGAAAAAAUACUCAAAGGAAUAAAUAAUGUUCACAUAUUUUUUAACAGUGCUAACUUUUGUUUACCGGUACACUCAUUUCACUUUUUUCCAGGUAAACCUGGCUGUGGGUCUGAACAAACCCAUAAUCCCAUUGCUCCUUGAACAAUGCACAUGGCCACCUCCUGGAUCAAUGGGUCCAAUCUUUAGCGAAUAUUUAUUCAUUCGAUUCUUUCAACGUGCUGGAGAGGAGGUGGCUGACCAGAGGUACUGGUCCAAGGACAAGUUUCAGGAGCUUCUCAUGCAGCUCAGUAUGGUGGGUGUGGCACCUAAGGAACACAAAGUUCAGCCAGGUAACCUUAGAGACUAGUUAAUGAAUCAAAAUAUAAAAAUUAUGUUUGUGUGUGUGUGUGUUUAUUUAAUUAAUCAUUUAUUGAUUUGGAAAACUUGCAUGAAAUUAGGGUUCUCAAGGCAAAAAAAACAACAACUUUGGUUUAAUAAGUGAGGCUAAUUGCUCUAGUUAUAAAGAAAGAUAAGCUCUGUUUUCACUUGAAAAUAAUUAGAAGAGUAGUUUCUCUAUCACUUUAUGAUUUUUUUUUAAAGUUACUUUUCAAAAUCAUGAUAGUGUUAUGAACUGGUUUUGUGAGCGUGAUUGUUUGUGUAUGGAAUAGUUGUCGAUCAUGAGCGUGUGAAUAGUUUUGUGAAGGUGAGUUGUGAUUGGUCAGUUCAUGCAAGGUCAGUAAACAAGUGACAUGUUAAAAUGCUGUGAGAACACAGGGUGGCGGUCAUUUGUGGAGUUAUUAUUUAUAGUCAUGGUCAUGGUGAGUUUUCAUUGGAGUGGUUAGUGUGUUAAGUUCUGUUACUCACUGUUAGAUCUUUGUAUACGAUGUACUUUGUAAAUGAAGAAGAAGAAAAACGGACAGUGCAUCAAGUUUUUAAUGUGUUGCGAAAUAAAACCUAGACAUUUUGAGCCAAAAUGUGCUGUUUGUCAGAUUAUGGAGAGAGUUCGUAGCAGCAAGCAUUAAUAUUCAGCAAAAUAGAAACCAUUCAAGCUAUGACAUUAAUAGUAACUUGAGAAUUAGAUAAGAUAAUGACAAUCGGAUAAGACAGUGUCAGUCAGAAAAUAUAAGAAAGAAAAUAUUGUAAAUAAAUUUGAGUAAAUAAUCAGAAUGACAUGUAUUGUUAAGGAUGAUGAAAUCUACCAACAGACUACCUGUACCUAACAAAUGUCACAGAAGUGAACUCAUAUCAUACCAUGUUGUGCUAUUUCAGAAUACAAAAAUUGGUGGAUGCCUGUUGUACAAGAAAUUAAAAUAAACAAGAGCAAAACUUACAAUGGUGGAAUAGUCUCUGAAACAGGACUGUCAGAGCUGGAUAAAAAAGUAAGAAAAGUUCACCUUUGUAAUGUUGUCAUAAUUUAAUGGACAUUUGAAAUCAAACCUUAUAAAUAGUGUUAAAGUCAGUGAGCUUGAUUGAUAAUAAUGAUGAGCAUUAACCUGAAGUGUCUCUUCAUCUUUGAUCAGGCAUCUGAAUCUCCCGAUGUAUUCAUCUCGUACCAGUGGGGUAAACAGAAGAACAUUAUAAAACUCUAUGAACGCCUGACAUCCCUGGGUCUCACCUGCUGGUUGGACAUCAAACAAAUGGGAGGAGGGGAUUCCCUGUAUGAUAAAAUUGACAGGGGCCUGCGGGGCUGCCAGGUUGUGCUUUCAUGCGUCACGCAGAAAUAUGCUCUCUCCGCCAACUGCCGGCGGGAGGUCAGUUUGGCAGAUGCACUAAAGAAACCGUUGAUCCCACUGCUGUUGGAACAGAGGACCUGGCCACCAGCUGGACCUAUGGGCAUGGUCUUGACACAGUUGCUAUAUAUUAAUUUCUCUAAGGUUUGAAUAUUUUUUUUAUAUUUUACCAGCAGCUCUUCUGAUAAAAAAAAAAGAAUAUAUUUUUAAAGUUCUUAACCAUGGUUACUGUUUUCUAGACUAAUUUAUCCAGAAAUAUUAAAGAAUUUCUCACCAUUCUUAGAACCAAUGUUCUCUAAAAUUUUCUGGUCUCUGUGUGCAAAAAUUUGUUGUGUGCAACAUGGACAAAAAAUAUUUAACAUUAGACAAACAAGUUACACAUUUUCUUAACACUUUAUUUUGAUUACAAAAGUAAUACACAAAGUGCAUUAUGUGUGGGAAUGAUUUUUUAUAGUUUUAAACAUUGUAUGUCCUCUGCCAUUUUCCCUACCAGACCUUUUUCAGCUGUGCGCACCUUUUUCUCUUUUGCAUAUGCGCACAGCUUACAGGAAAUAUUUCUAAAAACACUGGUUUAGAAAAUUCAACACUUUGAAAAAAAAACUUAGAUUGAGAAUGAUCAGUUUAGAUUCAUUUUGAAAAAUUAUGUAUUAAAAUCUUUAAAAUUAUUAUGUUAACUUUUAAGUAAUAAGAUGAAGAUAUAUAAAUAUCAUUAGAAUUCAAUGAAAUGAACAGAAAUUGUAGAAAUGCUGUUACCCGGUACAGCAGGGCUUCACUUUUUAUUCUUUUUAUAAAACUAUGAUUGAAACCAUAUUUUUGUUUGUUUUGUUUUUGUGUAGGGAAGCCUUUGAUAGUGGUACCCAGUUUCUAUGGGGUUUACUUUAUAUUUCAGUAAUUUAAUAGUUUUAUUUAAAUUUAUCAAUAUUUCUAUAUUAUCAAUCAAAUUUUGACUGUUUUAACAUGUUAUAUAUUUGAAAACUGAGAAAAAUACUGAUGUAAGUCAGUUUAUUUCUUAUCAUUACAGGAUGAGUCUGUUCAGAUGAAAUGGGAAGGGCCAGAGUUUGAUGAAAUGUUGAAAAAAAUUUAUGAGAAUAUUCCCAAAGCACUAGUUACAUCUAAAAAUCAAAGUGUCAGAUCAUCAGACGGCAUCAAAGUUUUAAAAGAUCAGACUCCAUCUUCUAAGGAAAAACAACUCUCUCAGAAUGGUACAGGUACAAUGAACCAUGGAGUAGUUUCCCCUAAUUUUCCCCAUACAGCUGCCAGAGAAAUGCCAACCUCCAAAGUUAAAAGUAUAUCCUCUUUACUGAAACCGACAUCUCUCAAGACAAGGCAGACCUCUCCUAAAUCAAACCCUGCAAAUUCAUCCUUAGCUCCCAUUAAAUCUCCAACUAAAUUAGAACAGAAAUAUCAAGGAAAUCCAUUGGUAUCAAAGUCCCCAACCUCAUCAUCUUUAACAGCAUCCACACAGCAAUCUAAUGGUGGUAAGAAACCUUCUCAGUUGAAGCCAGUAACUUUGGUCAAGGGAUCUCCUUCUAAUGCUCAAAAGGCAUCACUAACAGCGGCAACUAAAAAUGUUCAGUUGUCCCCAUCAUCGAAGCAGAUAUUGAAACCUCUUUCACCUGAGCAGGUGACAUCACCUCCAGUGAAUCAAAGUAGUGCUGUUAAGCCCUUGACCAGAUCUCACCCAACUAAAGUAUUACCUGUGAAUAAUCGCCCUGCCAGGCUACCACCAUUGGGUUCAGCCCCUUCAGCACAGCCCACCGACAAGAAAGAAAAACAAUCACUUUCAUUCCAGUCAUCAGGUAUAGCAAGGGACUCUCAGUCACAGAAUAGAAAGGCAAGCAAAUAGAGUAAUGAGAUAAUCUAGGCUUGGGAAACUUUUUGAUAUAAUUAUUGAUUAGUCUCAGCACAGCAGGGGCCAUACAUCAUUAAAUGACUCUAGGAAGUCGGCAAUGGACCAUUACAUAAUUAUUUUGUUAUUUAAAAAAAAACCCAUUAUUUAAAUUGAGUGGGAACACAUAGAUUCAAAUGUGAAUAAAAUAUAAAAAAUGUUAUCAGGGAACAAACAUUAAGCUUCAACCAGGGUGCACUAAACGCUUGAGCAGUAACAGAUAAAUGCAUAGUUCACAUUAUAGGAGCAUUUAGUAUUUAGGGUUCACUUUUUUUAGCCUACUUUUUACUUGUUUAAAUUUAUUUGUCAAUACAAGUUUACAUGCAAAGAUUUUUCAAAUUUAUCUUUUAAAGUAUCCGUACUAAUAUACUCACACAUAGAUCACACUUUUUAACAAAAAUUUUUGAUAAAAAUCGACAUCCGCUGAACAUAUCACUUACUGUUAAUAAUCGUGGAGUAGACAUAUACGAUAAGUCGGAGAAUCAUUUUCUUCCUUGCUCUCGAGCAGUGGCGAAUUUGUUUUUGUUUGUUAAAAUUUGCUUAGUUCAUGAAGUUCUCAAGUUUUAUGGAAACAUUUUUGUUAAGCCUAUUUAACAAAAUUUUGAUUAGCUGCAGUAAAUAUUUUUCUGGUGAAUUUUUUUUUAGCGCAUUGCUUGUAUUCGUAAUUUUUCCCAUUGUUUAUAAACGUUAAUUAAAGAAAUAAAACUUUGGUAACAACAUUUUUUUUAUUAUUUUUAAUUUUAUUACAACAUAAUUUAUA